Molecule: messenger RNA, 447 nt
Organism: Dendronephthya gigantea
Lineage: Eukaryota; Metazoa; Cnidaria; Anthozoa; Malacalcyonacea; Nephtheidae
Product: luciferin-binding protein-like
Exons: 1
Coding region: 1-447 (148 amino acids)
Molecular function (GO): calcium ion binding
Source: RefSeq, a predicted model, not a curated record
AUGGCAGAGAAAUUGAAGGGCCUUGCUCACAUGUCGCAACGUGAACAAAACGACGCAGUCGAUAUGGCAUUUCAAACAGUUGCACGAAUUCUCAAGCUUGAAGAAGGCACAAGCUAUCCCAUUCAAGAUCUUGUCAAGGCGUCCAGUGAAAUGAUGUUAUCAAUGAGCAAAGAAGAGGCGAAAACGGUCACAAAUAAUGUCCACAAUGCUAUCUUUGAUGUUGUUGAUGCCGACGGGGAUGCCUUCAUUUCCUUACAGGAAUACAAGAUGUAUUUCUAUGUUUUGGGUCAUGAUAUUUCUGACGAGGAGAUCGUGAAAUCUUUCAAUACCUUGGAUAGCAACAAAGAUGAAAGAAUCAGUCGUCAGGACUUUUUAGACGCUGCUUUUGAUUUUUUCUUUAAUGUUGAUGAAUCGGAAGUUGCCAACGCAUUUUUGGGCCAUUUAUAG